Molecule: messenger RNA, 1059 nt
Organism: Fonsecaea erecta
Lineage: Eukaryota; Fungi; Ascomycota; Eurotiomycetes; Chaetothyriales; Herpotrichiellaceae
Exons: 3
Coding region: 1-1059 (352 amino acids)
Molecular function (GO): dioxygenase activity
Source: RefSeq, a predicted model, not a curated record
AUGUCGCAAGUCACGACCACGCAGACCGAAGAAAAUAAUCCUCUCGUAAUCAAGCUCCAAAAUGGCCAAACCCUCCACGUCGAAUCCAACGAGGCCGUGGAUGCCGACGAGAUCCCUAUCAUCGACGUAGCAGGAAUCUACAGUGACAACCUGGCGGAUCGACAGGCUGUGGCGGACAAGGUUCGGGAAGCUGCUCACCGGAUUGGAUUCUUCUAUGUGGUCAAUCAUGGAUUCGAUCCCAAACUGGCAGAUGGUGUAUUUGAGCAAGCCAAGCGCUUCUUUGCGUUGCCGCUGGAGAAGAAAUUGGAGGUCGACACGAAUCUUGUCCCAAAGGAAUAUGUGGGAUACCAUGCGCUUGCGAGCUAUAACAGAAACGGGAGGAAACACCAUGAUCUUAGUGAAGCCUUCAAUCUCGCAUACUCUGCCGAGCAAGACCCCGAGAACCCAGAAAACGACCCGGGUUCGUCGAUAUGGCCCAGCGACCUACCCGGCUUCAAGGAGGCCAUGUACGCGUACCACACGCCGAUGCUGCAGUUCGCACGCCGGUUGACGCGGAUCUUCGCCCUGGCCCUGCACCUGCCGGAGGACUACUUCGACGAGUGGACCAAGCGGCCCGAGGCCGGGCUGCGCAUCCUGCACUACCCAGAGCAGGCGGCGUCGGUGGACGACCAGAACGGCAUCGGCGCGCACACGGACUUCGAGUGCUUCACCAUCGUCAACCAGGACAUGUCUGGCGGAUUGGAAGUCCUGGGAAAGUCGAAGCGCUGGAUCCGCGCGAAGCCCGUGCCCAACUCGUUCGUCGUCAACAUCGCCGACUGCUUCAUGCGCCAGACCAACGACUACUUCGUGUCGACCGUGCACCGCGUCAUCAACAAGAGCGGCCGCGAGCGCUACUCCAUCCCCUUCUUCUACGGCCUGGACCGCAAGAUGCCCAUGCUGCCCAUUCCCUCGUGCAUCUCGGAGGAUAACCCGUCCAAGUACCCUGUCAUGACCGCCGGAGAGUAUUAUCUAUGGAGGGCGAAGAAGGCCAAGCAAGGGGAUCAGGCUGAUGAUGAUUAG